Messenger RNA from Medicago truncatula (barrel medic), 1970 nucleotides. Its product is annotated as chromatin-remodeling ATPase INO80. NCBI's taxonomy places the organism in Eukaryota, Viridiplantae, Streptophyta, Magnoliopsida, Fabales, Fabaceae. The record is from RefSeq and is a predicted model, not a curated record. Bases 215 to 1729 code for a protein of 504 amino acids. The transcript is spliced from 3 exons.
GACACGUAGUCACGUGGACCCCGCACAAGCCUAUGGAUCGAACCUCUUCUCCGGAAUGAGUGAGUGUAGUGACGAACUCUUCUUCUAGCAGCCCUUUAUCCUCUACCAUAGCUUUCUGAGUUUAUUCAUCUUCAUUCCAAAACCCCCAUUUUCACUUUUUCAUACAAACCCAUUUUUUCUUCUAAAGUUUCCACCUUUUCAGCAUAUCAUCAACAUGCAACCCAAAACUGAACCCGGGUCACCACCAGAUUCCAAUUCCACAAACCCUAACAAUCUUGAAGAUAAGUCUAUUCAUGAUCUUGUUCUGGUACUGCGUGGAACUUGUCAAUGGGAAACUUUUGAUAGUGUUGAAGCUGUUUUGGAGAAUAGGUAUAUGAGACUCAGAGAGGAGAAUCAAAAGUUGCAACAAAGCUUUGAAAUGGAGAGACUUAAGCUUAGAGAGGAGUUUCACUUAGAGAGACUUUCAAGGGUAUAUGCUGAGUCUGAGUUUAAGAAAAGAGAGGAAAUUUGUGAGAAAGGUAAGAAAGUAAAAGAAAGUUAUGAAGCUCUUUUGAAAGAAGUUAAGGUAAAUAGAUUAGUUGAUAGAAAAACUAAUGUAGAGUUAGAAAAGAAGAACAAUGAAUUGGAGGUUGAAAUUAAGAAUUUGAAGGAGAAAUGUGUUGAUAGUAGCAAUGAAGUUGAUGUAAUAAGAACAAAGAUUGUUGAAUUAGAGGAUGAAGUUUUAGAGUUAAACAAGAUUAAGAAAAAAUGGGAGGAAGAUGACAUUGAAUUGGGUGAAUUAAGAAAAAUGUCUGGUGAAUUAGAGAGUAAGGUUUUGGAGUUGACGAAGUCAAAGGAAAAGUGGCUAGAUGAUAAAAAUGCUUUGGAUGGACUUAAGAUUAAAAAUGAUGAAUUGAAGGAAACAGCAAAGAAGAAUUUGGUAAUGAUGAGUGACUUGAGGCAUGAAAGCAGGAAAUUGGCAGAGGAGAAGCGCGAAGCCGAGACAUUACUUGAGGCUUUGAAGAGGAAGUUUAUUCGACUGCGUGAAAGAGUAACAACGUUGGAGGAAGAUCUCAUUCUUUUGUCGGGCUUAGAUGCCUCUAUUGGUGGCAACAUUGAGGGGGACCCUUCUGCGGAUCCAAUGGUUCCUAGUUUUGAAGAGAGCGAGCAAGAGGAUGAGGAACAAGAUGUUCCUAUGGCUGAUAGUUUUGAAGAGAACGAGGAUGAGAAUGCUGGUGAUGAUGAGUUCAUAAAUGUCGUUGUUGACGAGGCUGCUCCUUUACCAAGAAAUGAAGAUGAUCAUCACACCCUUGGAGUUGCUGCUAGUACUCAGCCACCGAGCAAAGGGAGCAAGGAUGCUCAAGGUGCAUCAUCAUCAGGUGAAGAGUGUUGGAUGGUAUACGCUAGAAAGCCCAGGAAAACGGUUGAGAUGGCAGGUUCUUGUGGAGCCGGUGGAAGAGUGAAACUGGAAAAUGAGAUUGAGAUCAUAAACCUUGACGAUGAUGAUCAAUCUAUGCCUCAAGGAAUACAUGAAAAGAAAGCUAGUUUUGGAAUCACUGUGAAGAUUGAAGAGCCAAGUUCAUCAGGGGCCCUGACAACCCAACAAAAAAGCAAAUUUGGCAAUGCAGUUGACACUGUCAAAAGAAAAUUUUCUUUCAGCGACAGUGAAACCUCGACUUCUACUUCCUCCGAUGGUUCAUGUCUCGAUAAUCUUACAAUAAGGUCUGAUGCAAAAAAGAAAAAGAUGUAGGUAGACAGUGCAGGAUUGAACUAUUAUCUAAGGUAAAUAGGCUAUAAAAUUAUAGUAUCCUUGUUAGCCAUGACCUUUUGUUAGGUUUUAAUGAACAAUUAACUCAUGUUAGUUAUUAGUUUUGAAAGUAUAUUCAAAUGUUAGAUUGUAUAUUAUGGACAUGGGGCCAUGUUACAUUUGUAUCUAGGCCUACUUUAUUUAACUAAAUGUUCACUUGCUAUCUAUUAUGUUUGUUUGAUCA